CAAUUGCUCGGUAGCUACCAAUAUUUAAAUCAAUACAUUGUAAUCUUAGGUUUUACGGUUUGCAAAUUACGUUUUUUUUGUGCUGGUAUCAUACCAAAGUGUGUAGAAAAUUUUAAACAAGUGAAUAAUGAAGUGGUUGAUCGUCGCAACGUUGGUGAGUGUGUCGUGCGCAGCACGCUUGGAAAACACGUAUCUGCCGCCGAAUGGUGCGGGCGGCGCUGGUGGCGGACCGAUUAUUGAACCACCAAGACCUGGCGGCGGUGGUGGUAAACCUGGUGGCACAUAUGGACCACCCGGAGGUGGAUCAGGAGGAGGUGGAGGAGGCGGCGGUGGCGGUGGAGGCGGUGGAGGUGGCGGAGGUGGGGCUGGAGGAAGCAAUCCUGAUGCAGAUGCCACUAUCCUGAGUUAUGAAAAUGAAAAUAAUGGAGAUGGCAAUUAUAAAUACAGCUAUGAAACAUCAAAUGGAAUCAAAGCCGAAGAACAAGGUGAAUUGAAAAACGCUGGUUCCGAAAAUGAAAUUGAAUCCGUGAAAGGUUCCUAUUCCUACACGGACCCAGAUGGUAAUGUCAUCACCGUAGAAUACACCGCCGAUGAGAAUGGUUUCGUUCCCAAAGGUGAUCAUCUGCCAACACCGCCACCAAUCCCUGAUGAAAUCCUCAAGUCACUGGAAAUGAACGCCGCUGAAGAAGCAGCCGGUGGUGGUGAAGGUGGUAGCGCUGGUUAUCCAAGUGGAAAUGGUGGUGGUGGAGGUGGUGGUAAUGGGGGCGGCAACGGUUACAAAUAUUAAAGUUUUCGUCACUGAUAGAAGACUAAUAUAGCACCCUGGGCACAAUCUACACCGCUUGCAACUUGAAUCAACUUGAAUCUUGAAAACUACGUAUUUAAGCUUCCAGUUCUAAUUAGUCAGAAACACACACAUAUCUUCUAUACAUCCCGAUUUUUAUUUUAUCCCCUCUAUUUUAUUCCCUGGUUCCUUAUUUCCUGGUUUUUGGAUGAUGCAGAUAUUUCUUGGAGUCUUUUUUUCGCAAAUGCACAGAAAAUGUAUUAUCGCACAUAAAUUAAGUUAUUGCAGCUUUAAUUUACUGAUGUACAAAUUGCUUUGAUCAUGUAUUAGGUAUACGCAGUACAAUGUAUGUUAUUAUCGAUAAUUAGCAAAGACAUAGUUUUAUACUUUGACAACAGUCUGUACCAUACACGAUUAUAUUUUAUUCACACGAUAUUUGUAACACAAAUUAUUCGUAUGUGUUGUGUUCAUUUUUUAAGUUGCAUGCAUUUUUUAAAUAAAAUGAUAUGAGUAAUAUACAA
This is a messenger RNA of Dalotia coriaria, 1305 nucleotides long. RefSeq names its product pupal cuticle protein 20-like. The transcript has 5 exons. Gene Ontology annotation, molecular function: structural constituent of chitin-based larval cuticle. Lineage: Eukaryota; Metazoa; Arthropoda; Insecta; Coleoptera; Staphylinidae. The coding region runs from base 128 to 787 and encodes 219 amino acids. The record is from RefSeq and is a predicted model, not a curated record. Gene Ontology annotation, cellular component: chitin-based extracellular matrix.